UUCAUGUUCUUAUACAAAGGCGAUUGUUCCAUGCAUUUUUAUCUUCAGUUUUAUGCGAGAAACUAUAUCUUCAUUUUUAGAAUAAUUUGUAAACAUUUUUUGAUCUUGACCAAUGAAGUGAGGUCAAACUACUAUCAGAUAAUAAUUCGUCCAAAUAGACAUUUACUUUCAUGACCGUGAAUCUGAGUUCAACUCUCGCGGAGAGCGCAUCUUCUGACACUCCGAUGAUUGACUCGAAUGCUGAAAGCGGUGAUGCAGAUACUGAUUUGAAAUUAUCAAUGGAGGAAAAUGGAGAGGGAAGUAGCGUUCAUAAAAUUUACAGAAAUCAUGAUGUUAGUGAACGACCCACUUCAGUACGUUUAGAAUCUGUGUUGGAAUACACCAGCCGAAUCAAAGCUUUUCUCGGUCUUGAAGAUGAAGAAACGGAUACAAACGCAGCUCACGAUUCAACCAAGGAUGUUAAAGUUAAAUCUAAUUCUUCCAAUGAGAAAAAUUCCGAAAAGAUUGAUGUAUCACCCACUGAAGAAUCACUCAUGGAUGAAGAAAAUUCCCAUCCGCAGUCUGAAAUUUUACCCCCCUACUACAACGAAAUAAAUUAUCCGAAUUUAACUCCUCAGCCAUUGCCUGAUAUAAUAGGAUUUCAGCCUGAUUCUUUAGAAGAAGCCGAACGUGAACAGUUUCCCGAUAUAUUGGAACAAGGCAAAAAUUUCGAAAUUGUAAAACCUGUCACUGAAGGCGAAGUGAAUGACCCUUCUACCAGCUCUGACAGCAAUCAAGAUAUCGAUGAAUCGAAAGUCGUUUUAACUCACCUUCAAAAUGAAGAAAUUUCUUUUGCAAAAGCUAAAAGUGACAUAAAUGCAGCUAUCGACGAACAUAAAACUAUAAAUGACCAUUCAAAAAGUGAAAAGGAAAAAGUCAUUUCUCAAAGCAAUGAUAACACACCUUCUAAAUCGGAUGCAAAAUCUGAAGAAGAAAGCGACGUUCCGGAUUUGGAACAAAACCUCGAUAGUGUGAGUGAUAAAUUGGAAGAAACUCAAAAUGAAGAAAAUUCGGAUGAUGAGAAUCCCUACCAAAUAACACAUAUCGAAGAAGGUUUGAGGCAAGCAGAGAAACGUUUGAAAUCUACACUUGGUCUAGAAACAGACGAACAGCAAGCAACGUCCAAAGACGUUGUUCAGCAGGUUGAUUCCAGUGACUCAAAUGUCUCUGUAGGUUUGAAAAGAAGAAGCAAGUUAAGCAUGGAAGAUAUUCGAAGAUUGAGCACCGAGGUGGUAAACACUGUGCUGCAAACUGCUGGUGAUGAAGUCAAAGUGAUAUUGCAACAUCGUGACUCAACCGUAGGCGAAGACAAAACACCUUCGAGUAUAAAUGAUGUCGAAUCACCAAAUGAUACUGAAAUAAUUGCAGCUGUCCCAGACAAAGAGGUGGAAAGUGGUGGAAAAGGUGUGGUGGAUCACAUCAACCCAUUAGAAGAAAUCUGUUUGGCGGACAUUCCCGAGGAAGAAUCUCUGCAAACAUUCUCGAACAUUUCUUCCCAGAAUGUUACCACAUCCAUAGCUAUGAAGGAUAUACCGGUUGGCUCUAAACAUAGCAUAGAUCGCAUAGAGGUGAUGGAUGAAAUAGAUUUCGACACACAAUGCGGAUUUGGUCCAUUUAAGCCACAAUGCAUUCAAUCCUAUGCCACAGCAAAUGUUUAUGUAAUUUUGUACUCAAUUAUAGGGAUAUUACAUGGAUCUUACUAUACGUACCUUGUCGGAGUUUUAACAACAUUGGAAAAACGAUUCGAAUUCAAAAGCAAGACUAGUGGAUUUAUUAUGAUGUUGGACGAAUUGACGCCUCUUUUUUUGGGUGUGCUGGUAGGCCAUUUCGGCGGAAGAGCACACAGGCCCCGACUGUUGAGUUUCGGCAUGUUCUUGUCAGCUUUCUGUUGUUUUGCAUCCGCCUUGCCCUAUUUCCUGUAUGGAACAGCCACUCACUUAAGCUCAAUCGGGAGUGUGCACAAUAAUACAAGUACAGAAAUGUGCAAUGGUGACGUUCGAAUGGAACACUGCGAUGAGGAUGAUCGGCCACCGACAUUAACGGCUAUUCUGUUGCUAAUGUUGGGGAGUUUCUUAAAAGGAUUUGGGAAUUUGGCUUAUUAUGCGAUUGGAUUAGCUUAUCUUGACGAUAAUGCCAAAAAGAGAAAUACGCCUCUUUAUUUUGCUGUUGCAUUCGCCCUUCGCUUAUUGGGUCCAAUGGUAGGAUUUCUAAUGUCAUCAGCAUUCUUAAAGUACUAUGAAAAUCCAUUCGAGACUCCUGACUUUGGUCCUGAUGAUCCCCGUUGGAUUGGGGGUUGGUGGAUGGGCUUUGUGUUGCAAGGUUUCCUACUUCUGAUAUUUGCCGGACCCAUGGCUCUCUUCCCGAGACGUCUUCCGGAUCAUUUACUCCAUGAAAUAGAACACAACACUAACAGUAUGUUCGAUGGACUCGGUGAUUCACUAAAAAGAUUGGCAAGGAAUCCAUUAUAUAUGCUGAUUGGAUUAAACGCUGUUUUCACAGUGUAUGGCAAUUUUGGCUAUUAUAUUAUGUUACCCAAGUACAUGGAAAAUCAAUUUCGAUUGUCGGCAUCCAGUGCAAGCUUAUUCGCAGGUCCACCAGGUAUAGCGGCCCUGAUGUGCUCUUGUAUAAUCGGAGGUUAUUUAAUAUGGAAGUUCAAGCCUACAGCCAAAUUUCUGUCUGGGGGUCUUGUGACACUGGAAUUGAUUUCAACUAUUGGUUACCUCAUACUCAUGAUUCCGGGCUGCGAAAAGAUCGAAAUGACACAUUUUGGAUUUGGUGAGGAAGGUUUGAUUCUGGAUGAUGUAUGCAACCUGAAUUGCAGUUGUUCAACUGUCUCCUUCACACCCGUCUGCGGGUCAGAUGGCAAAUCUUAUUUUUCUCCAUGUUACGCAGGAUGUAGCUCCCAGAAAGAUCAGUCAUUUUACAACUGCAGUUGCAUCUCAGAAGUUGUAACGAAGGGUAUGUGCAGUUCUGAAAAUUGUUGGUCUCAAGCUCUUGCAUACAUCGUUACUCUUCCAGUUCUACAGUUUAUUGUGAAUAUAUUGAGAGUGGCAUACACAAUGAUUAUGCUCAGAUCUAUUAAACCAGAAGAUAAAAAUAUUGCUUUGGGUGUUUUUGAAACAGUCCUCUCCACUGUUGCUUUUAUCCCUUUUCCCGUACUGUACGGUGCCCUGGUGGAUUCUGCCUGUUUAGUGUGGGAAAAAAGUUGUGGCGAAACAGGAAAUUGUUGGUUCUAUGAUAUCCAGAAGUUUAAUUACCUGAUGCAUGGAGGAUCUGCUUUCUUUUGUGCUCUCUCUACACUAAACUUGGUCGCCAUUUUCUUUUUAGUCGACAGAAUUAAAGAUUUGUAUAAAGAUGAAGAGGACGAGACUGAAAACUCACGGCGGGGAAAAACUUAAACCUUGGGAAUUUUAUAUUUUUAUUUAAUUAAAAGAUGAAAACAAUAAAUGUUUUGGACUUGUA
Messenger RNA from Parasteatoda tepidariorum (common house spider), 3501 nucleotides. Its product is annotated as solute carrier organic anion transporter family member 2A1. NCBI's taxonomy places the organism in Eukaryota, Metazoa, Arthropoda, Arachnida, Araneae, Theridiidae. Gene Ontology annotation, molecular function: protein binding. Gene Ontology annotation, cellular component: basolateral plasma membrane. The record is from RefSeq and is a predicted model, not a curated record. Gene Ontology annotation, biological process: sodium-independent organic anion transport; transmembrane transport.